This is a messenger RNA of Aspergillus puulaauensis, 1026 nucleotides long. Its product is annotated as putative lipase/esterase. Lineage: Eukaryota; Fungi; Ascomycota; Eurotiomycetes; Eurotiales; Aspergillaceae. The transcript is spliced from 4 exons. Gene Ontology annotation, molecular function: hydrolase activity. The record is from RefSeq and is a predicted model, not a curated record. Bases 1 to 1026 code for a protein of 341 amino acids.
AUGGCUUCUAUCAACCCAGAGUGGAAUGAAUUUCGCAAGAAGAACCCUGAUCUCCGCCAUGACGAUGACCAGCGAAACGAUCUUUUCUAUGCAAGUCCAGCCGGUCAAGCUCUUGCUAACAAAGUCUCCGUAACGAAUGCAACCAUUCCAGCCCGUGACGAGUUCCAGAUUCCUAUUCGUAUCUAUACUGCCAAAGGGAGUAGAGUCUGUCGUGGAAUUGUCGUCUUCUUCCACUCCGGAGGUUUUACUGGUGGUUCCUUAGAGACAGAAGAUGUCUCCUGUCGAUACAUGGCUCUCAAUGCUCCAGUUACAGUGAUCAGUGUAGAAUACCGCCUGAGUCCAGCAUACAAAUACCCCAUCCCGAUGAACGACGGGAUUGACGCAUUUCAAUACAUCGCGAGCAACGUACAACAGUUCAUCGCACAAGCAACUGAGCCUGUCAAGUUAGUUCUCAGCGGGACUUCCUCAGGAGGUCAUCUAGCAGCAAUCGUUUCCCAGAACGCACGCAACUGGUUCCAGAUGCCUCAAAACGGGAAGCUGGCCAGCCAGGUCCAAAUAAGCGGCGUCCUGCUCCGCGCCCCGGUGACCGUUAAUGCAGUGGACGGUGGAACCCACGUUCCUCCCGUGUAUAAAAUCCUUCAUCAAUCCUGGAUGAUGCAGUACGAAGGGGCAGACUUGGACCGGCUGAGCAUGACGUAUAACCAUGAUUCACUCGGCGUUCCUGCCAACGAGAAGACAAGCCCCGAGGCGUACCCUCUUUGGGGCAAUCUUGCGGGCCUGCCAAAGACCUACAUCCAGAUCUGCGAGCUGGAUAUUCUCCGCGAUGAUGCAGUUUGCUACGCGCGCGGACUUCAAAAGGCUGGUGUUGAAGUCAGGCAGGACUUUUACGAGGGCCUCCAUCAUAUCUUCUGGAUAUAUGGCCAGGAUUUGGGUAUUUCAAAACGGGCGCAAGACGACUGCGUGCGGGGGCUGGAAUGGUUACUUGAUAACUUAGAAGGUGGUAAGGAUCAAGUUAAGCAUUACUAG